AUGACCGACAGGAAAGCAGUGAUCAAAAAUGCUGACAUGUCAGAAGAUAUGCAGCAAGAUGCUAUUGAUUGUGCAACACAGGCUUUAGAGAAAUAUAAUAUCGAGAAAGAUAUAGCAGCGUAUAUAAAGAAAGAAUUUGACAAGAAAUACAACCCAACAUGGCACUGUAUUGUUGGUCGAAAUUUCGGGUCAUACGUUACACACGAAACAAAACACUUCAUCUACUUUUAUUUGGGCCAAGUAGCAAUACUUUUGUUUAAGAGUGGCUGA
This is a messenger RNA of Brugia pahangi, 270 nucleotides long. Lineage: Eukaryota; Metazoa; Nematoda; Chromadorea; Rhabditida; Onchocercidae. The record is from the annotation of a GenBank genome assembly.